This is a messenger RNA of Musa acuminata AAA Group (dessert banana), 1931 nucleotides long. RefSeq names its product CBS domain-containing protein CBSCBSPB1-like. The transcript is spliced from 15 exons. Gene Ontology annotation, molecular function: protein binding. Bases 116 to 1741 code for a protein of 541 amino acids. The record is from RefSeq and is a predicted model, not a curated record. Lineage: Eukaryota; Viridiplantae; Streptophyta; Magnoliopsida; Zingiberales; Musaceae.
CGCGUCGCUCCCCCAGUUCGGUUCGGUGGGAGGAGACCUGCGAUCAUCGUCGUUGUUGUCGCCGCGGCGGCGGAAGAGUUGAGCCAAGGGACAGGGAGGGAGAGAGGACUGGAAGAUGGAUGGACAGGUCGGUGGCGGGUCGUUGCGGAGGAGCAGAUCCGGGGGUAGCGUUUCCGAGAGGAAGAAUGCACUGGAGAACGGCAGCGCCGAAUCUGGACGGUGGACUUCAACACCUCGCCCCUCGACUAUGAGUGGAGACAGAACUGUGAAGAGAUUACGAUUGUCUAAGGCCUUGACAAUACCUGAAAAUGCCACUGUGCGUGAAGCUUGCCGUAGGAUGGCUGCACGAAGGACUGAUGCUGUAUUGUUGACAGACUCAAAUGCAUUGCUUUGUGGAAUUCUAACAGACAAGGAUAUAACCACAAGAGUCAUUGCUCAAGAGCUAAAGCUCGAAGAAACUCCAGUCUCAAAAGUGAUGACUCGAGAUCCUAUAUUUGUUCUUUCAGACACACUGGCAGUGGAAGCAUUGCAGAAGAUGGUACAAGGAAAGUUCAGGCACUUACCCAUUGUAGAAAAUGGUGAAGUCAUUGCUUUACUUGACAUUGCAAAAUGUCUUCAUGAUGCAAUAACACGAAUGGAAAGGGCAGCUGAAAAGGGAAAGGCCAUGGUGGCAGCAGUCGAAGCAAUGGAAAAGCAUUGGGGCACAACUAUUUCUGGUCCCAAUACAUUUAUUGAAACUCUUCGAGUGCAGAUGCUUCGGCCAUCUUUAUCGACUAUCAUUGAAGAGAAUUCAAAGUUUGUUACAGUCUCACCAACUGAUUCAGUGUUAACUGCAACAAAGAAGAUGCUCGAGCUGAAAAUUAGUUCAGCAAUCGUAACAAUUGAAAAUAAACCUCGGGGGAUUCUGACUUCAAGAGACAUUUUAAUGCGUGUAGUUACUAAGAAUCUUUCUCCAGAGUCCACUCCCAUGGAAAAGGUCAUGACUCCAAAUCCUGAAUGUGGAACAGUUGACACACCAAUUCUUGAUGCUCUCCACACCAUGCACGACAGGAAAUUUUUGCAUCUACCUGUUGUAGAUAGAGAUGGUUUCAUUGUCUCAGUUGUUGAUGUUAUUCGUGUUGCUCAUGCUGCAAUAGCUACUGCCGGAAGCAAUGCAGGUGCAGGAAACCAGACAGCAAGCUCCAUGAUGCAGAAGUUUUGGGAUUCUUUUUUGUCCUUGGGACCUUUGGAUGAUGAUGAUGAUUUUCAAAGUGAAGGAUCUACAAGAGUCACAUCUGAAGCCACAGAGAGAAUAAAAUAUGCUUUACAUCCGUCUUCAAGCUUAUCUACUAGUUUUGGGUUUAAGCUUGAGGACAAACAUGGCAGAAUGCAUAGAUUUAACUGUGAAACACAAAGCUUGACAGAUCUUAUAACUUGCAUACUCCAGAGGGUUGGUGAUGACAUUGAUAAAAGUCAUCUUCCACAGAUACUGUACGAAGAUGAGGAUCAUGACAAAGUUAUCCUCGCAUCCGACGGUGACCUUGUGGCAGCAGUGGAUCAUGCUCGACAAGCUGGUUUGAAGAGCUUAAGGUUGCAUUUAGAUCAUUCAGGGUUGGGUCGCAGGAAGAAGGGACGUGAAUCGGGAAGUCUCGAGUACGCACACAAGGACGCAUGGGCAGCUGCAUACAGCACAGUUGCUGCAGGAGCAGCAUUCGUCGCUGGUAUUGGAGUUAUGGCUUACUUGAAAAGAUCAGCAGCAUAAACACAUCAGGUGUAAUAAUGACGCUGCGAUUGGCUCGACUUGACAUAACCUUACUUUGGCGUAUUUGUGACGUCAUUUAGUUUCGCCUGUAGUAAUUAGAACAAGGCAUGAAUAUAAUUUGUUCCUCUACUCAUUGUUUACGGAGUAGUUAAAAAGUUAAUUCCCUAUUUUAGCUUCUUUUUUGGAUAAA